Molecule: messenger RNA, 1157 nt
Organism: Phycodurus eques (leafy seadragon)
Lineage: Eukaryota; Metazoa; Chordata; Actinopteri; Syngnathiformes; Syngnathidae
Gene: c1qbp
Product: complement component 1, q subcomponent binding protein
Exons: 6
Coding region: 134-1000 (288 amino acids)
Biological process (GO): cytosolic ribosome assembly
Cellular component (GO): mitochondrial matrix
Source: RefSeq, a predicted model, not a curated record
AGUUUACGACAGGUCAAUGUGUCCUUCCACACACGUGUGCUGCGUUAUCCGCCUCCGCUAGCGACGUGAAGAGCGAGCGAGUCAGUCGGGUUCGUAGUGUCUCAAAUACGUUUAAUACAAAGAACAUUCGAACAUGCUGAAGUCAGUUGUCCGCGCUGCGGGCGCCGCUCUGCGUCUUCCUGCCGUCUUCACGUCCACGGCCACGGCAAGGGCUCUGCCGCUGAGUUGCCCGACGCUGUGCUCGCCGAACGCGGCCGCCGCCGCCAGAGCCUUCACCCGCUCCCUCUGGAUGAUGAGCGGCAAAGGAGCGUCUGGCUCCAGGCCGAAGCUGCUCACGUCGAAAGCGUUGAAUCCUUCGGCGUCGUGCGGAUGCGGUGCGAUGCACACGGAGGGCGACAAAGCGUUUGGGGAGUUUCUAUUUGAUGAAAUAAAAGAGGAGAAAAAGAUUCAGAAAAGCGGAACUUUACCCAAGAUAUCUGGGGGUUGGGAACUGUCGAUGGACGGCACAGAGGCUCUCCUCACAAAACAUGCCGCUGGAGAAAAAAUCACUGUCACGUUCAACGUCAAUAACAGCAUUCUUCCAAACUUUGCGGAUGAGGCAGAACAAGGAGAUCAGAAAUCAGGAGAGGAGGCCGAAAUCUUGUCAACGCCCAACUUUGUUGUUGAAGUUACAAAACAGGCUGCGAAACAUACGCUGGUGAUCGACUGCCAGUUCCUUCAAGAAGAGACGGCGCACGGCGAAGGGGAGGAGAGCGACAUCUUCGGUGUCUUUGAGGUCAGCUUUCAGCCAGAGGGGGACCCGGAGUGGAAAGAGACCAGCUACACGCUCACCAAGGACUCUCUGAAUGAUUCCCUCUAUGACCACAUGAUGGACUUUCUGGCCGACCGGGGUGUCGACAACACCUUUGCAGAUGAACUGAUAGAGCUCAGCACUGCCGUUGAGCAUCAACAGUACAUCAAGUUUCUGGAAGAACUCAAAACCUUUGUGAAAUGUACUUAAUCUAUUUAUCGACUCCAUCUGUCCAUUUUGUCCGGUCCACGUCCGUUUGCAACUCACGCGCAUGUUUGUAGCGCUUAAAAGAUCGAGACUCGUGAGUUCGGUGCGCCGUGUCAGCGGUUCUUGGAUUAUGAGACCACAGACGUGUUCCGGAGGUGAG